Messenger RNA from Sceloporus undulatus (fence lizard), 7703 nucleotides. RefSeq names its product disco interacting protein 2 homolog C (gene DIP2C). NCBI's taxonomy places the organism in Eukaryota, Metazoa, Chordata, Lepidosauria, Squamata, Phrynosomatidae. The record is from RefSeq and is a predicted model, not a curated record.
UGCUGCUGCUGCUGCUUCUUCUUCUUCCUCCUCCUUUUGGCGAACAAAGAGCCCGCGAGAGAGAGAGAGAGAGCUCCGGAGGAGGCGGACUAGGCAGCCCAAGGCCCUUGGCCCGGAGAGAGGGAGAGGGAGAGAGGCAGGGCGAGCAUGGCGGACCGGAGCCUGGAGAGCCUCUCGCUGCCGCUGGAGGUGAGGGCCCGCCUGGCCGAGCUGGAGCUGGAGCUCUCCGAAGGUGACAUCACACAGAAGGGCUAUGAAAAGAAGAGAUCAAAAUUAAUUGGGGCCUACUUGCCACAACCUCCAGCGGCGAAUGGAGCUGCCGCGGUACGGUGUAGACUGCAGCACAGUGAAGGGGCCGCGAGAAGGACGAUCCGCACUGGCAACAUUGGGGUCUGUGACAUCCGGGAAGCAGCAGCUAGAGAGCGCUCAGCACCGCACAGCACAGCGGCAAACCGGCCUCUCUUUUACUUUCGCUUUGGAGUGGAUCAAGCACUGCCACAAGAACGCCGAACCCCCGUUACUCCUUCCUCCUCCUCUCGCUACCAUCGCCGCAGGUCCUCAGGGUCACGUGAUGAGCGCUAUCGGUCAGAUGUUCAUACAGAAGCAGUCCAGGCAGCUCUUGCAAAACAUAAAGAAAGGAAAAUGGCUGUCCCUAUGCCGUCCAAGAGACGCUCAUUGGUGGUACAAACAUCAAUGGAUGCCUACACACCCCCAGAUACCUCAUCUGGUUCAGAAGAUGAAGGCUCUAUACAGGGCGACUCACAGGGAACUCCAACCUCAAGCCAAGGGAGUAUAAACAUGGAACACUGGAUCAGUCAAGCAAUCCAUGGCUCUACUACAUCUACAACGUCUUCAUCUUCAACACAAAGUGGUGGCAGUGGUGCUGCGCAUAGGCUAGCUGAUGUAAUGGCACAAACACAUAUAGAAAAUCAUUCCGCACCUCCAGAUGUUACCACUUAUACCUCGGAACAUUCAAUACAAGUAGAAAGACCGCAAGGUUCAACGUCAAGGGUGGCACCAAAAUAUGGAAAUGCUGAACUUAUGGAAACUGGUGAUGGAGUUCCAGUAAGUAGCAGAGUGUCAGCAAAAAUUCAGCAACUAGUCAACACUCUAAAACGACCCAAACGACCACCAUUACGAGAAUUUUUUGUAGAUGACUUUGAAGAAUUAUUAGAAGUUCAACAGCCAGACCCAAACCAACCAAAGCCAGAGGGAGCUCAGAUGCUGGCGAUGCGUGGAGAACAGCUGGGUGUGGUUACGAAUUGGCCUCCAUCUCUUGAAGCUGCUUUGCAACGAUGGGGCACCAUUUCCCCGAAAGCUCCUUGCCUAACCACUAUGGAUACCAAUGGAAAACCACUGUAUAUUCUCACUUACGGCAAACUCUGGACCCGCAGUAUGAAAGUAGCUUACAACAUACUUCAUAAAUUGGGCACAAAGCAAGAACCCAUGGUGCGACCAGGAGACAGAGUAGCACUAGUAUUCCCCAACAAUGACCCUGCUGCUUUUAUGGUAGCAUUUUAUGGCUGCUUACUUGCAGAAGUUGUCCCUGUUCCUAUUGAAGUGCCACUUACCAGAAAGGAUGCAGGAAGCCAACAGAUAGGCUUCUUGCUUGGCAGCUGUGGUGUUACUGUGGCCUUGACUAGUGAUGCGUGCCAUAAAGGACUGCCUAAGAGCCCCACUGGGGAAAUACCACAGUUUAAAGGCUGGCCGAAACUGCUGUGGUUUGUCACAGAGUCCAAACAUCUUUCAAAACCUCCCCGAGACUGGUUCCCACAUAUCAAAGAUGCAAACAAUGACACAGCUUAUAUUGAGUACAAAACGUGUAAAGAUGGAAGCGUUCUCGGGGUUACUGUGACAAGAAUUGCACUGCUGACCCAUUGUCAAGCUCUUACACAAGCAUGUGGAUACACAGAAGCUGAAACGAUUGUGAAUGUGUUAGAUUUCAAGAAAGAUGUUGGCUUGUGGCAUGGGAUUCUUACGAGUGUUAUGAACAUGAUGCAUGUCAUAAGCAUCCCCUAUUCCUUAAUGAAAGUGAACCCACUUUCAUGGAUUCAGAAAGUUUGCCAGUACAAAGCAAAAGUUGCUUGUGUAAAAUCCAGGGAUAUGCACUGGGCAUUAGUAGCACAUAGAGAUCAACGCGAUAUCAACCUUUCCUCACUCCGUAUGCUAAUAGUAGCUGAUGGCGCCAAUCCAUGGUCUAUUUCUAGUUGUGAUGCAUUUCUUAAUGUCUUCCAAAGCAAAGGCCUAAGACAAGAAGUCAUCUGUCCUUGUGCUAGUUCACCAGAGGCUCUCACAGUGGCUAUUAGAAGGCCAACAGAUGAUAGCAAUCAGCCACCAGGCCGGGGGGUACUGUCCAUGCAUGGUCUUACCUACGGCGUCAUUAGAGUGGAUUCUGAAGAAAAGCUUUCUGUGCUAACAGUGCAAGAUGUUGGCUUGGUGAUGCCAGGAGCCAUCAUGUGUGCAGUGAAACCAGAUGGAGUUCCUCAGCUCUGUCGAACAGAUGAAGUAGGUGAACUCUGUGUAUGUGCGAUUGCUACUGGUACAUCUUACUAUGGGCUCUCUGGAAUGACCAAAAACACAUUUGAGGUGUUCCCUAUGACCAGUUCAGGUGCACCAAUAAGCGAAUACCCUUUUAUAAGAACUGGACUGCUUGGGUUUAUUGGCCCAGGAGGACUUGUAUUUGUUGUUGGCAAAAUGGAUGGUCUUAUGGUUGUUAGUGGACGGAGGCACAAUGCAGAUGACAUCGUGGCCACGGCGUUGGCAGUGGAACCAAUGAAAUUUGUCUAUAGGGGAAGAAUAGCAGUGUUUUCUGUGAGCGUCCUUCAUGAUGAGAGGAUAGUUAUCGUUGCUGAACAAAGGCCAGACUCUACAGAGGAAGAUAGCUUUCAAUGGAUGAGCAGAGUUCUGCAGGCUAUAGACAGUAUUCAUCAAGUGGGUGUUUAUUGCUUAGCCCUGGUACCAGCAAACACACUCCCAAAGACUCCCUUAGGUGGAAUCCACUUAUCAGAAACGAAACAGCUUUUCCUGGAAGGAGCAUUGCAUCCUUGUAAUGUGUUAAUGUGUCCACACACCUGUGUAACCAACCUGCCUAAACCAAGACAAAAACAGCCAGAAAUUGGCCCUGCCUCUGUGAUGGUGGGGAAUUUGGUCUCUGGAAAAAGAAUCGCUCAGGCAAGUGGCAGAGAUUUGGGACAAAUAGAAGAUAAUGAUCAAGCCAGAAAGUUCCUGUUUCUCUCAGAGGUCUUACAAUGGAGGGCACAAACAACACCUGACCAUGUGCUUUAUACACUACUAAAUUGUAGGGGGACAAUAGCAAACUCUCUAACAUGUGUUCAGCUACAUAAGCGAUCUGAAAAGAUAGCAGUUAUGUUGAUGGAACGGGGACAUUUACAAGAUGGUGAUCACGUUGCUUUGGUCUACCCUCCAGGAAUAGAUUUGAUUGCUGCAUUUUACGGGUGCUUAUAUGCAGGCUGCGUGCCAAUCACAGUUCGUCCUCCACAUCCACAGAACAUCGCAACCACGUUGCCUACAGUGAAGAUGAUUGUGGAGGUGAGUCGGUCUGCUUGUUUAAUGACAACACAAUUAAUAUGUAAAUUGUUACGAUCACGAGAAGCAGCAGCAGCUGUGGAUGUCAGAACGUGGCCCCCUAUAUUAGACACAGAUGAUUUGCCAAAGAAGCGGCCUCCUCAGAUCUACAAACCAUCUAACCCUGACAUGCUGGCUUAUCUUGAUUUCAGUGUAUCCACAACUGGAAUGCUAGCGGGGGUGAAGAUGUCUCAUGCAGCCACUAGUGCCUUCUGUCGUUCUAUUAAGCUGCAGUGUGAGCUUUAUCCUUCUAGAGAAGUUGCUAUCUGUUUGGACCCUUACUGUGGACUUGGGUUUGUCCUUUGGUGCCUCUGUAGCGUUUAUUCAGGACACCAGUCUAUUUUGAUUCCUCCCUCAGAACUGGAGACCACGCCUGCUCUCUGGCUCCUGGCUGUGAGUCAGUACAAAGUGAGAGACACUUUUUGCUCUUACUCUGUGAUGGAACUUUGUACCAAAGGUCUCGGUUCCCAAACAGAAUCACUGAAGGCAAGGGGACUGGACCUCUCAAGAGUACGGACAUGUGUAGUUGUGGCAGAAGAACGACCUCGAAUAGCUUUGACACAGUCUUUUUCAAAGCUUUUUAAGGAUUUGGGCCUACACCCCAGGGCUGUCAGCACAUCAUUUGGCUGCAGAGUUAACCUAGCUAUAUGCUUACAGGGGACAUCUGGGCCUGAUCCAACCACCGUGUAUGUUGACAUGAGGGCCCUCAGACACGACAGAGUACGUUUAGUAGAAAGAGGAUCGCCACAUAGUUUGCCCCUCAUGGAAUCAGGAAAGAUCCUCCCUGGUGUUCGUAUCAUUAUUGCAAAUCCAGAAACAAAGGGGCCCCUGGGAGAUUCUCAUCUUGGAGAGAUAUGGGUUCACAGUGCUCAUAAUGCCAGUGGCUAUUUUACUAUCUAUGGAGAUGAGUCCUUACAGUCAGAUCAUUUUAACUCAAGACUUAGUUUCGGAGAUACACAAACCAUCUGGGCACGGACUGGCUACCUGGGCUUCCUGAGAAGAACAGAACUUACAGAUGCAAAUGGAGAGCGGCAUGAUGCACUUUAUGUAGUAGGUGCGCUAGAUGAAGCCAUGGAAUUGCGAGGAAUGAGGUAUCACCCUAUAGAUAUAGAGACAUCUGUAAUUAGAGCACAUAAAAGCAUUACAGAAUGUGCGGUGUUUACCUGGACAAACUUGUUGGUCGUCGUCGUCGAGCUAGACGGAUCAGAACAAGAAGCCUUAGACCUGGUUCCUUUGGUCACCAAUGUGGUCCUGGAGGAGCAUUAUCUGAUUGUAGGUGUGGUGGUGGUGGUGGACGUUGGUGUAAUCCCUAUCAACUCCCGUGGAGAGAAACAACGUAUGCACCUACGAGAUGGAUUUUUGGCAGACCAACUAGAUCCCAUCUAUGUGGCCUACAACAUGUAGUCUUGCAUCUUUGAGGCUUCUAUGGACUUUAGAUGUAUAAAACAUUUUUUGACAUACACUAAACAGUGUGCUGAUAAGAAAGGGACGCUCUUCAGAAUGGAACUGUUUCUAUUAGGACUCAUUGAAGCGCUCAUUAUUAGCAGGACAAAACAAAUGUGAAAUGUGUUUCUUUUACCACUGCAUUUUAGCACAGAAGGACUUUGGGGUACUGCCUUCAGUUUGUUGGAAAGCCCAUUAUUAGACUUUUUAAAAAAGAUUAUUUUUUGCUUAUUGGGAUGAUACUGCUUUCUAAGUAAUAUGGCUUUGUAUUUUAUGUUAAACUGAAGUAGCUUUUUUUUAAAUCUGCCCUCCAAGUGGAUAUUUUUGAACCGCUCAUAAUAAGGUUGAAUUGUUUCAGUUUUGCUUGUUUUUAAAUGUCCAUAAAAUCUUUUCCAAUAUGGAUCCAUUACUAAUUUUAAGCCAUUUUCUACUCCAUUGUCUUAGGAAAUGACAUUGAGGUACGAGGAAAAUACCCAAAACAGCACCUUCUCAAAUUAGAGUUUUAACAGCUUUUUCUCCUGGAAAUGCUGAAAAUUCAAAGGUGGAAAGAGCCUUUGAUUAUUAGUGUUAGAAUAAACAGAAAUUUAUAAAUAAGGUGUAUUUCGGCAAUGAACUUGCAGAUAUCUUUGUACUAAACUAAAAAGAUAAAAUAAGUUAACUAUGUCUGUAAUUAUGUACAAAACCUUUAAUUUAUUUUGAUCUCUUUAGAAGUAUAAAAGAGAAACAUUCAAGAAUAUUAAGCUCUUGUAAUGUUUGCUAAUAUAAAAAAAACAAAAGGGGUUGUAUUAUCUUGAGUGGAUAGUAUCACAUCGAAUAUAUAUAUAUGAAAUAUAAAUUCACUAAUGACAAAAAGAAAAAAAGAUUUUAAAGUUUUAAAAAGGAUGCAGUACUCAUCACUUGCAUGGUGUCUCUUUUCCCACUGUAGAUAAACAAACAUUAUUCACAAACUUUUGAGGGGGAAAAAAGCAGUCCUGGAUUCCUAAGUAUCCCUGUCUAAAAAGAAUCUUCCAAAUACCAGCAAGUGACACCAUUAUUCUGCCUACAAGGCAGUGAGUGAAUUUUUAAGGUCGCAGUCCUGCCUCCUUGCCUGUGCAGAAUAUAGGAUGUGCAAUGGUUUCUGUAGAGUGCCAAGAUGAAGUUCUUCUUUCCCCACCAGCUGCCACCAGGUCCAGCUGCUCUUCCAAGCUUGCUGUGUAUUUCAGCAAAACCACUAAGGCAGCAUCCGCACUACUGUUCCCAGGAUUCUGAACCAUUGAUCCAUGGCAGUUAAAGUGGUGUCAAACCAGAUUAUUUCUGCAGCCUAAGUUUCCUCUGCAGCCUUCUCAUACUUAAGCCCCCACAGCCCAGUCCCUGUUCUUCCCCAGUUUGUGGCUCUACUUCUGCCUGGAUUCUGGAAACUGGGAUAACAGUAGAAGCAGGACUUUGGUGUCAGACCUCUUCUGCUGCAGUGGGAACAGGUUUAGCCAAUCUGCUUGGAAGAUCACCAGCACAGACCAGUUGCAGACUCCACUGGUAGGGAUCUGGUAUAUAAGGCCCUAUGGGAGCCAUUCCACAUCCUGCUUUCUAUGCACCCAACAAUGUAGGAUUUGCUUUGCGGCCAAAGACUUGUAACAGUGCACUACGAAGGAUUCUUUUUCUUUAUCGUGGAGGUGACAAUAACUAUCUGUGCUGGCAUGUAUGUUCAUACACUUCUUAGACAUUAGAAAAAGCAGGUUUUGAAGAAUAGCACUGUUUUUCUUAGCUGCAUAAUAUUGUUGCACAAUAUUUGUCAUCUUUCUUUUUUUUAAAGUUGGUGUUAUGUUUUUGUUAUAUUUUUUUUCUCGUGGUAAGGAAAUUUUGUUUGCUUGUUUCAGUGGUCAUUUUUGCACAAGAAUUUUCAUUUUUUAAAAAGAAAUCUCUUUGCCUCUCUACUGGCUCCACUGUGUUUAGUUUGGGAAAGAGGGGUGAGGGGCAAGGAUCCUUCCACUUCACACUUUGUAGAAAGUUGUUGCUCUUAAAUAGUCUCUCUUAUAGCACAUUUGUUAUUGGAGAAUAGCCUAAAAGCCGCUCUAAACUAUUUGGCACAACCAGGUGCGACUGCUAACACGUCCUUAAUGCCAAACAGACGAACUGAAAUUGACGAUGCGAGUAAUCCCAUCCCUCAGUUCCAAAAGGAAUCUGCCGACAGAAGAACAGAAAAAUGCAUGGAUCACAGCUGCCUUUUGUAUGCGUGGAUGUGUUUUAAAUUUUACUCUCUCUAGUUAAACCGACUCUUCCGUUUCUAGCUCCAUUGUCUUCCCUUUUUUUUUUAACGCUUAUUUUAGGUUUAUCCCAGUGUUAACCUGGUUGACCUGUGUCUGAUCUCAAGGUGAAAUUUAAACAAGAGCAGUCCAAGAAUACUAUUUAAAAAAAUAAAUAAUAAAUAUGAUUAAAAUAAUGUUAACUUGCUGGCAUUCAUUACAGAAUAUGCAUGACCAAGACAGUGGCAGGACAAAAGCUACACGAUCUUUAUAUAACAUGUAUAAGGGAAAUAUUUUUGGCUACCAUUGUAGACAUCAUUUGAUUUGGAAGACCCAAAUUUGUUUUUUGUUUUUUUUAAAGGGACGGGUGGGCUUUCUUAAAGAUAUGGGAUGGUUUUUGUCUGCAUGUGGAAUACAGAGCAUCUCAACAUGGCAAACUUCUUAGGGAUUUUUUUU